AUGGAGCUGGCGAUGGAGAACCUGGGCAGCCUGCACGGAGUCCCGCACUCGCAGCCCGCCGAGCUGCUGAGCCCGGCGCACGGGCGGCAGGGCUCACACCGCAACCUGGUGCCGCACGGCCGGCCCGCCAUGGUCUCGGGUAUGGCCUCCAUCCUGGAGGGGGGCGAUUACCGCGCCGAGCACAGCCUGGCCGCCCCGCUGCACCCCGCCAUGAGCAUGUCCUGCGAGUCACCCUCCGGUAUGAGCCUGAGCAGCACCUACACCACGCUGACCCCCCUGCAGCACCUGCCGCCCAUCUCCACCGUCUCGGAGAAGUUCCACCACCCGCACCAUCACCACCACCACCACCACCCGCACCAGCGCCUGGCCGGCAACGUGAGCGGCAGCUUCACCCUCAUGCGCGACGAGAGGAGCCUGGCCUCCAUGGGCAACCUCUACAGCCACUACCCCAAGGACAUGCCGGCCAUGGGGCAGCCCCUCUCGCCGCUGCCCAACGGGCUGGGCAGCCUGCACAACGCCCAGCAGCCGCUGGCCCCUUACGGUCCCGGGGGCCACUUGCCCAACGAGAAGAUGCUCUCGCCCAACGGCUUCGACUCGCACGCCGCGAUGCUGUCCCGGGGCGAGGAGCACCUGGCGAGGGGACUGGCGGCACCCAGCUCGGCCAUGAUGCCACCUCUCAACGGGAUGCACCCACACGGCCACCCGCACGCCCAGCCCGGCGGUUCCCUCCUGGGCGAACGGGAGCGUCAGGCCUCGGCUACCGGCUCCCAGCCCGGUGGCUCCGGGCAAGUGGAGGAGAUCAACACGAAGGAGGUGGCUCAGCGGAUCACGGCCGAGCUGAAGCGUUACAGCAUCCCGCAAGCGAUCUUCGCGCAGAGGAUCUUGUGCCGCUCCCAGGGGACCCUCUCGGACCUGCUGCGGAACCCCAAGCCCUGGAGUAAGCUCAAGUCCGGCCGGGAGACUUUCCGGAGGAUGUGGAAAUGGUUGCAGGAGCCGGAAUUUCAGAGGAUGUCGGCGCUCAGGCUGGCAGCUUGCAAACGCAAAGAGCAAGAGCAGCAGAAAGACAGGAGCCUGCAGCCCAAGAAGCAGCGGCUGGUCUUCACGGACCUCCAGCGCCGCACCCUGAUCGCCAUCUUCAAGGAGAACAAGCGCCCAUCCAAGGAGAUGCAGAUGACCAUCUCGCAGCAGCUGGGCUUGGAGCUCAACACCGUCAGCAACUUCUUCAUGAAUGCCCGCCGGCGGUGUAUGAACCGCUGGCAGGAGGAGCCAGGCACCAACCCUGGAGUCCCCUCUUCUUCUACAAGCACUUUCUCCAAAGCAUGA
Gymnogyps californianus (California condor) is the source of this 1323-nucleotide messenger RNA. It is a transcript of the gene ONECUT3, whose product is annotated as one cut homeobox 3. The record is from RefSeq and is a predicted model, not a curated record. Gene Ontology annotation, biological process: regulation of transcription by RNA polymerase II. The transcript is spliced from 2 exons. Bases 1 to 1323 code for a protein of 440 amino acids. Gene Ontology annotation, cellular component: nucleus. NCBI's taxonomy places the organism in Eukaryota, Metazoa, Chordata, Aves, Accipitriformes, Cathartidae. Gene Ontology annotation, molecular function: DNA-binding transcription factor activity, RNA polymerase II-specific; RNA polymerase II cis-regulatory region sequence-specific DNA binding.